This is a messenger RNA of Saimiri boliviensis boliviensis (Bolivian squirrel monkey), 438 nucleotides long. The record is from RefSeq and is a predicted model, not a curated record. Lineage: Eukaryota; Metazoa; Chordata; Mammalia; Primates; Cebidae.
AUGGCUGACUCAGUCUUCGCUGAGUCCAAGGCCUUAUGCGUGUCGUGUUUCAGCAUUGCUGCUGGAGGUGUAAUGGAUGUUAAUACUGCUUUACAAGAGGUGCUGAAGACUGCCCUCAUCCACGAUGGCCUAGCACGUGGAAUUCGAGAAGCUGCCAAAGCCUUAGACAAGUGCCAAGCCCAUCUUUGUGUGCUUGCAUACAACUGUGAUGAGCGUGUGUAUGUCAAGUUGAUGGAGGCCCUUUGUGCUGAACACCAAAUCAACCUAAUUAAGAUUGAUGACAACAAGAAACUAGGGGAACGGGUCGGCCUUUGUAAAAUUGACGGAGAGGGAAAGCCCCAUAAAGUGGUUGUUUGCAGUUGUAUAGUAGUUAAGGACUAUGGCAGGGAGUCUCAGGCCAAGGAUGUCAUCGAAGAGUACUUCAAAAGCAAGAAAUGA